Molecule: messenger RNA, 4205 nt
Organism: Oreochromis niloticus (Nile tilapia)
Lineage: Eukaryota; Metazoa; Chordata; Actinopteri; Cichliformes; Cichlidae
Gene: tmem88bl
Product: transmembrane protein 88b-like
Exons: 4
Coding region: 1-816 (271 amino acids)
Cellular component (GO): plasma membrane
Molecular function (GO): PDZ domain binding
Source: RefSeq, a predicted model, not a curated record
AUGAUUGCUCAGCCUUUGUCAAAGCUGUCAAGCAACCGCGUGAGCGCGCACUUUAACAUUGGAGAGCGCGCUCCGGAGUCGCUCGCUUCCGCGGGCGCACAGAGGAUCCUGAGAGCGCAGCAGCAUCACUUGAGCAACGCAGGGUCCGACUCACAGGUGCUCCUCUGCCGCUGCUCUGCUCUUGAAAUAGCACCUGCCGUUAUAUUUGCUCGGAAACUAAAAGUCCAGAGUCGAUUGCUGGGAGAGAAUUUUCUCAAACACACAGGGAUUACUGCGGUUUACAGCUACAUCAAGGAUGUGCGGUAUGGACGUGGACCUGGACGACGGCGGUUCUGCCGAGGAGGAGAAAGAAGAAGAGUUCUGGAUCGGAGAGGGCGUGAAGAUGCUCCCCCGCCUGUGGCUCACAGCGGGGGCAGCGCGUGGGGCAGCCGUAGGGGUAGGUGUGGCUGCGUGGCCUGCGGGGCGGCUCUCAUCCUCUGGAACCUGUGCGUGGUCUUAGCCAGUGCUCUGCUCCUGGCUGUGGUCUUCUCUGUGGUGCUCCUGCCUGCAGGGCUGCUGCUGUAUGCUGGUUUCCUCUGCCACUCCAGGGUCCUUGAUGCACCCUCUGCCAUCUGCCAUUAUCUCGAUGACAACAGCUGCUCUGCCCUCAUCAUCCUGGGCUUUGUGAUGAUGUCUCCGCUCGUGGUCGUGGCGGCGGCAGUUUUCUGCGGGCUGCUCCGAAAGUUUCGACUCCUGCUUUUCAUUCAGCCAAUCAAGCGCGCCUGGUACAGAGGGAGGCUGCUGGACUGGGCGGGCAGCAUCCACGCCUGGGUUUGAUCACAACGGAGAAGGUGGUGCUGAGGGUCACAGUGAUUGGAAAGAUUGAUUUGUGCAAGACGAACCUGAGGGUUACAGAUGUUUUGCAAAAAUAGAAACAUCAUUAUAGUCGAUAAGACAGUCAUACAGCAAAUCCUUACUUUGUCAAUGGUUGUAAAAACGUUUGACAUUUUUAGAAAUAUUCGAGUCCUCUUUCCUCCUGUUAGUUUUGGUGAGAAGAUCAAUAUCACCCUCAUGUCUGUGUGGUGAAAUUGAAGCUGCAAAGACCAGAUCAUUAACUUAGAAUGGAAUAAAGACUGAAAACUUAGAUUAAGGGUGAAACCCAAAAGACAUACAUUAAUAUAAACCAUCUAAAAAGAUAUUCCAGAGCUUUAGAGGUGACAGUAGGAGGAUUAAAUUAGCCUUUCCAGCUAGAUGUUUCUGGGAUUUGUGCUUAUCGAACAGCCAUCUGCUUUCACCCUCCUAUUUGAGAGUGAAGUCACCUCUCACUGAUCUCUCAGACAGAAUACAAACGUGUAGCUUCUAAAAUGUCAAACAGUUCUUUCAAGACCAAGACCUGUGUUAUUGUGUCAUAUAUUUGUUAUUAAUUUGGCUACUCUCAGUCCAUUUUGGGUAAUUUUGUGAAUUGUUUUUUUUUUGUUGAAAAUGACACUAGAUGAGGGUUUGUUGGGUUUGUGUGGCUUUUACACUGAAACAGACCAGUUUUCUCAGAUAUGUAGUGCCAUCUUACAAGAAUCUUAAAGCAAAACACAUUAUGGGCUCAUUAUUUAAGUAAACCAGAUGCACAUCGGAACAGACAAGAAAAAAAAACAUGCAAACUUCUUGGAGGGUGAAGGAUACCUGCAGGGUAUUCACGCAAGCUUUAACAGCUCCUUAGACACAGCAUUGUUGGUUUAUUUUGAGGACACAUCAAACACCAGUUUAACUAUGAUUUUGUACAAAAACUGAUAUUUUUGUGAUUUUGUAUUGCCUGUUUGCUAACUACAUGGAUGUGUUUAAAUGUGAGACCCUCUCAGAAAUGUGAAUUUAUUUGUGGUUGCACUUAAGAACUCUCUAAAUAAGAAAAGUUUUUCCAAACAUCAGAUUAAAGCCCCGUCCACACAGGGAGCGGUCUGUUCGCUUCACUCUUGGCUUUGUCUCUGACAGUUGGUUGCUAGCAGACAUUCCAGGUUGCCUAGGUAACCCUCUAAUGUACAGUGUUGUGCAAAAGUCUUGACCCACCCUUCAUUUCUUUAUCUUUUGCUUCCAAAAAGCCAAACUUGAUAGUAAUUUUUUAAAACGUGGUCUUGAACAUCAGUUUUGUUGUUGUUUUUUUGUUUUUUCCCCACUCAUUUUCAGUUGAAUCUAUAAAAAAUGCCAAAGAUAUCAGAGUUGGAAGGCAUUAAAUUGAAUUUUGAAGUGCUAUUAGCUAAAGAUUUGGCACAUCUCAGCAUGAAGUGUUAGACCUAAAAAAUUAUCUACCGCAGAUGAACAGUAUUUAAAUGUUGUGUCCUUAAGAAAUAGGAAAAGCGUAGCAAAGACCUGACACAGGACCUGAGUGAUGCAUCAGUAUGUAGAGAGGAGGACAGGAGAGAGGAACAACAGUGAGUGUCUGCAGCCAUCUGUAAAACACAGUGGAGGCUCUGUCAUGGUUUGGGAAUGCAUUUCAGCAAGUGGUGUUGGAAGCAUCGGAAAAGCAUCAGAUUUUUCAGUGAUCCCAAACACACCUCUAAUUCAGUAAAAGCAAACCUGGCUAGAAAAGCACGCAAUGAAACACACAGAAGCAGUGUGGGAUCAUCUUCACAGAGAACAGAAGGUAGCCAACAUCCAAAGAAGAGCUUUGAAUGCCCUUCAAGAAGCCUGCAGAACGUUUCCUGAAGACUACUUAAGGAAAUUACAAGAAAACAAGAGAGUUCAGUUCAAAUAGAAUUGUACAAGCUCUAUACACUGCAUUUCCAUGUUUGCUUGCACAUGUUUCGAUAAAUUAUUGCACCUAUUUGCGAUUUUCUCAGCAAAAUAAAAAGAAACAAUGGGUGGCUUGAGACUUUUCCAAAGUUCUGUAGCUGAUAUCGUUGUCAUGUGUCAAUCAACGGCAUUCCGCCUUCUCAUUUGUUGGCGCUUCAAUCGCUCACCUGUGAUGGGGCUUUUAGGAAACCCUUAAAAACAAGGCGAAUCAUGUGAAAUGCAACAUAACUAGAAUUACUCUCUUGUGUUUUUUGCAGAAUAUGAUGUUGUCAUUAUUUCGACAACAUCUAAUAGGAUUUUUUCCUAUUAGGCAUUUUUGUAAGUUAUGGCCUAAAGUUUUUUUUGUGAGGUCACGAGGAACAUAAAAGCUUUGAUCCUGAAGAUCAUCCUUGAGUUGAAGCGAGUUUUUGUGCCAAAAAUAUGACGCAGUUCCUUCAUGAUGUUCACAAGGAAUCAUAAACGCCCACCCAGUGGCAUAAAUAAACUUUCACAAAGACUUCCAUUUUGUCUGUUAGGUGACUUAAAUUGACAGUAAAGUUUAUUCCCAAGGAGUUUUACCCAAUGUAGUAUCAUCAGCAGUCAAACCUUGUGAAUGUGGGGGCGAUAUGAAACAUAUUUCAUUUUAAUGCUUCUUUUAGAUCACAUUGUGCCAUAAAGAAACACCCUUCUUCGUGAACACAACUAAAGUCGACAGCAUGACAAAGUAAUUGCCUUUCAGUGGGAUCAGACUGUUAAAGAGGGAUUUGAAUCAUCACAUCAGGAGCUCAUUGUGUUGCCUCUUUGCUUUCCGGUCCUUUAAAUUCACCAGUGACACGUUGCAUAGCUAAGUGUUCAGACUUGUGGCUUUGCCUCUCAGAAGGAAGAAAUAAAUCAUAUUUAAUGAUGUGCAGUGAUUAUUCAUCCUCUGCCGCUUGUAUCAUUCUAAAUUAUAUGUACUUUUUAGUUUAUUUAUUUGUGUGUUUUGUUUGUGUUUAUUAAUCUGAAUGUGCUCUGUUAAUCUAGCCAGAUAAAGAAUGGAUCGAAGUUAAGACCAGUGUUUUGGAGAACUGUGUAGUUUUAUGUCACAGGGUUGUAUACCACAUCUGAAGCAAAUUACUGGGAAAAUUGCAGCAGCUAAUUGAGGUUUAUUUAUUUUUUUGUUCAGCUUUCACUUUGGUGUUAUCAACAAAACAGCAUGUUCUGACCUUCCAUCAAUAAAAAAAGAGGACAUCUCUUUGUCGGCAUGUCUCUUUUGUGUUGUGACCUGUUUUUGAAGGUUGGAAAGCUUUGAUGAUAGGGUUUUAACAUUUACUUCUCACUUUCUCUCAAGCACAUACGCACAGCACACACUUGGAUACUAAGAGGACACUAUCACACUCAUUUCUGAGGAAAACAAUAUGAUAAAGUCUGCGAUAAAACUGGGACACUGGCUGGUCACAUCUGUGCAGAUCAACAGAGCAAAUGAG